GCGCGUUCCCCAGAAUCUUGCAGAAAGGGAAUUGAAAUCCAAUACUCGCCGUGGCGAUUGCCUAAAUGCCCGGUUACAGCUAUUCGGUACGUUUUGGGGAACGCGUGGUUCUUUUUCUUCUUCCUGGAGAUGGAAGCUGCUUUAGCUGAGUGACGAAGGUAUGGCCGCAUGAUUCGCUCGAUUCGCCCUCUCAGCUCGCCCGAGUCACGCCUCCUUAUUAACCCACCAACGUUCCCACGCCGUCGGCACCCCACCCAUAUCCCUUCAUAUUUCCCCCCAACCCGCUCCUGCUCGAAGCGUCUCGUCUCCUCCCGUCGCCGCCUCCGGGACCGCCCUCACUCGGCGACAAUGGAUCGCGCUGGAGACUCCUCCUCGGGAUUCGAUUCCUCCUCCGCCGCCGAUGACUACGUCCACGUCCCCAGCGCCGAUCCCCCUGAGGCGGUCUCCGCGGCCGAACAGGCGGUGCGGAAUCCUAACCCUAGCGCGGAUCAGCUCCUUGAGGCACCGUUCGGAGGAUCUAUCGAAGAGGCCACCUCUGCUUCGGUUGCCGCUGAUGAUGAGGUUCGUGGAGGGGUGGGCGGUCCGGAGAUGGCUUCUUUUCAUAGGGGAGAGGAGCGAGUUCUUCUGGAGGAGUUAUCGAAAGGCGUGGUGGUCUUAAAGUGCGAGACGUCGGCCGAAGGCGGCACCUGCGACGUAUACGUGGUUGGAACGGCUCACGUUUCUCAGGAAUCAUGCAAGGAAGUUCAGGCCAUCAUCAAUUACUUAAAACCGCAGGUUGUUUUCUUGGAGUUGUGUUCAAGCCGUGUUGCCAUCUUGACCCCUCAAAAUCUUAACGUUCCUACUGCGAGUGACAUGAUUGACAUGUGGAAGAAAAAGAAGAUGAAUGCUUUUGGAAUUCUCUACAGCUGGUUUCUUGCCAAGGUUGCUGAUAAACUCGAGGUUUUUCCCGGUUCCGAGUUUCGAGUGGCAUUUGAAGAAGCAAUGAGUUAUGGAGCCAAGGUUAUAUUGGGUGAUCGUCCUGUCCAUAUCACCUUGAGGAGAACUUGGGGCAAAAUGACAUUAUGGCAUCGAAUAAAAUUUCUGUACUACAUACUCUUUCAAGCAAUCUUUUUACCAAGCCCUGAAGAUCUCAAUAAAAUGUUGAAGGAAAUGGAUGAUAUUGACAUGCUGACUCUUGUAAUUCAAGAGAUGAGCAAGGCAUUCCCCACAAUGAUGGAGACACUUGUACAUGAACGUGAUAUGUAUAUGUCAUCUACAUUGUUAAAGGUUGCCAGAGAACAUUCUUCAGUUGUUGCAGUCGUUGGCAAAGGGCAUUUGUCAGGAAUAAAGAAACAUUGGCAGCAGCCUAUUGAGGUAAAGCAUCUUUUGGAAGUUCCUGUCAAUGGUGCAGCUGUUUCUUGGAUGAAAAUCUUAGCAUCGGUAGGUGUGGCAGCGACCGGGAUUGCCUUGGCUUCUGGUCUCUAUCUGACGGGCAGGAGGUGAUUUGGGGUCAACAAAUAGUUCUCUACAUUGGAGUCUAGAGAAAAGCAGCGCAAUCAGUAUACUUUCAUUUAUAUAUACUAAUAGCUCGAUAAUUUGAUAUCUAGUCAUCUUAUGUAUUUUCUUCAUAUUAUAAAAAAAUUCUAUGUUUUCCAUAACUAGAACAUAGUGAUCUUUCUAAAGUUUUUGGAUGAAGUUUUUGGUUUGUCGUAGAAUAUUAGGUUACUUUUGAUUUGUGAAUUGUGAUCAGAAUCAGAAUGUACUGAAAUGGGAGUUAGAAUAGCCAUAUUUUUCAAUGCAUUUGGUUUGUGACCGAAA
This is a messenger RNA of Elaeis guineensis (African oil palm), 1797 nucleotides long. RefSeq lists its product as uncharacterized. Gene Ontology annotation, cellular component: mitochondrial outer membrane. NCBI's taxonomy places the organism in Eukaryota, Viridiplantae, Streptophyta, Magnoliopsida, Arecales, Arecaceae. The record is from RefSeq and is a predicted model, not a curated record.